CGUCAGCGCGCGUGCUCCGUGCGGGAUGCUGAAUUGUAGGUGAUGAUGGCGGAAGGGGAGCAGCGCUGAGUUUCAUCUCAGUUUUUUUUUUUUUUUUAUAUAAACCACAGCUGUAGGAACCAUCUACAACAUCGUUUCUCUCCGUCGAGACCCUAACCCGAGGCGAUGGGGAACGAGGCCAGCAUGGAAGGGGAGGGACAGGCGGGACAGCCCGGCACCGCCGUCCCUGCAGCGGGGGCUCCUCCGGCUUCCAUUUCAGCACCACCGGACUCUGGACAGCUCAUCAAGCCGAGCAACGGAGCGCCAGCCGGAGGAAGUGGAGCUGCACCCGGGCCGGGGAUUAACAGAGCACCUCCGUCAGACCCAGGACCUAAAGCAGGAGUCCAGAGUGGUCAUGGUACUGGGGACAGGUUGGCCUCCCAUGUCACCCAUCAGCAUGGCGCACCUCAAGGAGGACAGGGCCAGGGUCAUGUGUCCAGGAAGAGUCUGCAGGUGGAUGUGGGCAGCAGCAGAACUGGGAGGUCCCCUUCUGUGUCGCCGGACCGAGGCAGUGUCCCCACUUCCCCUUACUCUGUGCCACAAAUUGCACCCAUGCCCAGCAGCAAAUUGUGCCCCGUCUGCAAAACAACCGACCUGAUGGGCACCGGGGAUGACAAGCCGAACUUCAACACCUGCACGCAGUGCCACUGCAUGGCGUGCAACCAGUGUGGCUUCAACCCCAACCCUCAUCUCACAGAGGUUCAAGAGUGGCUAUGUCUGAACUGUCAGAUGCAGAGAGCGCUGGGGAUGGACAUGACCACACCACGCUCCAAGAGUCAGCAACAGAUACACUCUCCUUCUCAUGCAGCCAAACCAGAACUUAGCCCUUCAACUCAGCCUGCACCCCAGACACAGACCCCUCCUCAGACGCAGCCUGCAGCGCCUGGCCCUAUCAAACAGACUGGUCCAGGUGGCCCAGGUCAACAACAAGUAAAGCUCCCUCCAGGGGCAGUCCCUCUCCCCGGCAUGGCCAAGGCCCCGUCCCAGCCUGAUCUGUCUCGCAGCUCUCCUGCACACCAACCGCCUAACCCCCGUCAAGACCAGACUCGCAGUGCGGGGAGUUCCCCUUCACGACAGCCCCCACCUCCAGAGCAGACUUUUGGAAAGUUGUUUGGCUUUGGUGCAUCUCUUCUUAACCAAGCCAGUACUCUAAUAUCUGAGACUACCCAACCCCAACCACCACCCCCAAAGCCGGCCCCCAAAUCAGGAGGACCUCCCGGUCCAGGGCCUGGGGCAAGUAAACCCUCAGGACCUCAGCCUGCACAACAAGGGCCUCGAGCCCCUGCUCAGCAGCAACAACAGCACGCUCCCCAGGACUCCUCUAAAUCAAAAGCUUGUUGUCCUCUCUGCAAGACAAACCUCAACAUUGGCAACACAGCAGAACAACCCAACUACAACACUUGCACGCAGUGCCACCAACAAGUGUGCAACAUGUGCGGAUUCAAUCCCACCCCACACAUAGUCGAGAAUAAAGAAUGGCUAUGCUUGAACUGCCAGACGCAGAGGGCUCUGUCAGGAAGCUUGGGAGAUAUUCCAGCUCCUGUUCCACAGCCCGUGGGAUCCCCCCGGCCACCUGCUACAGCCAAUCAACAACCACCUCAGCAGAAAGGGCCCAAUCAACUUUCAGGGCCUAGGCCCACAGGUCCUCAACAACAGAAACCAACGGGUCCCCAAGUAAGUGGCCCUGUCCUGCCCUCUUCUGUGAAACAGGCUGGGCCUACACCCCAUACCAAGGGGCCCAGCCAAACUACCCCUCAAACCAAGGGGUCUACCCAACCUAAGGGUUCAACUCAACCUCCUUCCCAAACUAAGGGUCCAACACAACCUUCAGCUCAGAGUAAGGCACCACAAACUAAAGGUCCUAGUCAAUCACAUGCUCAAAGUAAGGGCCCUGUUCAGUCUGCCAAUCAAAUGAAGGGCCCGAGCCAGGCCAAAGGGCCGACUCAGGCAAAGGGAUCUGCUCAGUCUUCUGCUCAGACUAAGGGCCCUUCUCAUCCUUCUGGUGCCAAGGCGUCAUCCACCCCUGGUAAAGUUGCACCCAACCAUGCCAAGGCCUCUCCCAACCAAUCAAAAACAGCACCUGCUCAGUCUAAACCCACAGGUAACAACCAGGCCCGCAAACAGCCGCAGAGCCAGGAGAAGACAAAAGUCACAUCUAAAUCUCUAAAAGAAGAUGUCAAGGCCUUGCCAAAGAAGGCAUUGUCAGAGACUAUCACUUCUCCAAAAGACAUGAAGAUAACUGAAGAUGCACAGAAGUCAAGACACCAUGAAGAUUACAACAAAUCAAGUACACACAGUUUAAGUGACACUGGAUACUCAUCGGAUGGGAUCUCUAGCUCUCAUGGGGAGAUUACAGGCCAGAUACGGGAAGAAGGAAUCAAGCUCAGUGAAAGAGGUGCAUCCAUUCCUUCAGAAAUCACCAAGCUAGAGAGCUCCAUGAAGCCUCUACUAGAGUCAAAGACUGCCUCGGACCAGAAGCACAGGCCACAUUCGCUGUCUGUUGGACAGGACUACAGUCCGGAUGAUGAUGCCGCAAGGGAUGAAUCAGAGGAUGACCUCAGUUGUAAGCUUCGCCAUGAUUAUGUGGAAGACAGCAGUGAAAGUGGUCUUUCACCAUUGCCAGUAAGACAAAAGAAAUCACAUAAAGAUGUAACAGAUGAGGAAUACAUGAGGAGGCAAAUAAUGGAAAUGAGUGCUGAUGAAGAGGAGUUGGAAGAACAUGGAAACCAGAAGACUAAAAGGGGCCAUAAAACCAGUGGAGAUCUGAGUAAAGAGAGGCGGCGACUCUCACACCAUUCUAAUAGUUUUGAGGAUGAAACCAAGACAUCAGAGGGUGCUUAUAAUGCAAAUGAAGAGGAAGAUGUUGUAAUGGCUGGAGGCCUUCGCCGUUUUAAGACCAUUGAGCUGAAUAACACCAAUAGCUACAAUCGAGAAAUGGAGCUCAGCACUGAACAUGACCUUAGAGAACCUGAGCUAGAGAUGGAGAGUCUUACUGGUUCUCCUGAGGAGCGCUCCAAGGGAGAAUAUUCCUCCACCCUACCUGCCACCACUCCCAGCUACACCUCUGGAACAUCCCCCACAUCUGUGUCAUCCAUGGAAGAUGACAGUGACAGCAGCCCCAGUCGUAGGGCAAGACUAGAAGAGGCAAAGCAGCAGAGGAAAGCUCGACAUCGGUCCCAUGGCCCACUGCUGCCCACUAUUGAGGACUCAUCUGAAGAGGAUGAGCUCAGAGAGGAGGAAGAACUACUUAGAGAACAGGAGCAAAUGAGAGAUCUGGAGCAACAGAGGAUUCGAAGCACUGCUCGAAAAACAAAGAGGGACAAAGAGGAGCUUCGGGCACAGAGACGUAGGGAAAGAUCCAAAACACCCCCCAGUAAUCUCUCUCCUAUUGAGGAUGCAUCACCAACAGAAGAGCUGAGACAAGCUGCAGAGAUGGAGGAGCUUCACAGAUCAUCAUGUUCUGAAUACUCACCAUCUAUGGACUCGGAGGCAGAGGGCUUUGAGAUGAUUGGUGGAAAACUUUACAAAUCAGGAAAUGAAUAUAACCUCCCAACCUUCACAUCACUCUACUCCCCAACAGAAAAGACCUCGGCAACAUCACCAUCAGAUAAAACACUAAAAAGUGCAGAGGAGGUCUAUGAGGAGAUGAUGAAGAAAGCACAGCUUAUGCAGAGGCAAGGACAAACAGUCCAGCAGAGAGGUGUCUCUCAGCAUGACAAACACCAUCUUGACACUGGAACCUCCCUAACUCCUGGCUCAAGCCCAACACAGGUUACUGCACCUAUGUCCUUCUCCACAACAGGGAGUGAUCCAAGAAUUCCAGGAAUUCAUGCAGCACAGCAUUUAUCAAAAGAAACGCAAAAUAGGAUGAUGACACAGAGUGCCAAAAUUGAAGGUGUUGUUGGGGUUGCCACAACCAAAGCCCAAGUCAGUCAGACUGCCACAACUCGACAAGCAGGUAGCACAGUGCCUGGCAGCAACAGAACAGGGUCACAGAGGCCAACACAGGCACCACCUGACCCUGGAGCAACCUCCCUAACCUCUAAAGUCUUUUCCCUUUUUAAAGGUCCCAGUCCCCCAGUUUCCCCUACCACUUCUCCAGCACAAAGCCCAACACAUACACCAUCUGUAAGACCAGCUGGUGGUAGUGGCAGGCAGCUCCCAUCUUUGCCUGGUGGUCCAACUGCAGCAUCCCAUGUACAGGCACCUCAAAGGGCAAGUUCACCACGUCUUGCACGACAACAGUCCUCCCAAGAGUCACCAGUGAUGGUGAUCACAUUAGCUUCUGAUGCAACAAGUCCUGCCAAGCCACACACUGUAAAUUCUUCCACUUCCCCUUUGUCAUCACCAACACAGGUCAGUUGUAAAACCUUGUAUAGCUCCCAGCCACCUUCAACAAGCUCCCCAACAUCGCCACAAAUGCAUCCAUCACAGCAGUCUCCUAAACAUCCUUCACAGAUGGCUCAAAAUGUUGAUAAAGUAAAUGUUGGUAUAAGCACCAUGACCACAAUUGCCAAUAGUCGUGGAACUAUUUCAAAUAUUGGACAAACAACAAACACUAGUGUGGUGGAUUUGAGAAGGCCAGCUCCAAUUAUAAUGACAGACCAGGGGAUGGACCUAACAUCCCUAGCCUCUGACACGAGAAGAUACUCAUUAGGAGCAGAUCAGCCAUCUGGUCGACAGACAUUGGUGCAACCUCUUAUUAUGAACCUGAAUGCACAAGAGCAGCCACAGAUAUCUUUAUCAACACCAACCACAGUUAGCAUCACAGUUACGGGUUCUAAGAUAUCCCAACCCAAGCAACCAGUUGUGUAUGGUGAUCCUUUGCAAAACCGUGUGGAUUUGGGCCAGUGUCUUGUAGGACCUGUGUGUUUAACCCAGAGUAAAACAGCAGUUACUGAUCCAACAAUUCCCAAAAUUGAUGCCUGCCUGGAGAAUUUGGGUAUACAACAGCAACAACUGCAAUUGCAGCAGCAGAAGCUCCUGCAGCAGCAACAGCUUCUUGAGCAGCAGCUCCAGCAGCACCAACAACAAUCCUCUUUUGCUCGUUACAAUUUAGCUAAUCAGGUCCAGCCACUGCUACUGAAAAAAGACCUUGUAGUGAGCCAGACAACCAGUUCUCAGGCUGUAGUGACUGCUAGUGCCAUUCCUAAAGUAUCCCCCAUGGCUCCACCAUCAGUGUCUGGGACUUCUGCUUCUAAUGCUACCCAUGAAAUCUAUAGUGGAGUUGCCUUAGAGCUGAAAAACAAGCCAAUAGUGAUGAACUUGUCCACAGGUAAGCCCCAUGUUAUGAUGGUGCAACUUGAUGAGAGUAACACAGCACAGGGGGGCACAGUGACUCAACUGGUAAAGCGAGAGGAACCUCCUCCCCCUCCUCAGGUCUUGGAUCUCACUGGACAGAUUAAACCAGAAAACCAGGUGGCUUGUUGUGAUGUUGUUUACAAACUGCCCUUUGCUGGUUCCUGUACAGGGUCAUUCACUCAAAAGCCUACAACGGUAUCCGCAGAUAAUAAUCCUACCACUGAAACCUCUCAAGCAGCCCAACCUCCCCCUCCAACACACUAUAAUGUCAGCCAACAACAACAGCAACUACAACAACAGCAGCAACAGCAACAACAACAACAACAUCAACAACAACAACAACAACAACAACGGCAACAGCAGCAACAACAACUACAACUACAACAACAACAACAACAACAACAGCAGCCUCAAGCUACACAAGGAAUGACGGAGGAACAUAAACCAUAUCAACCACCAACAGACCCCUCAGGAAGAAUUCAGCCCUCCAUGUCUGAUACUAAUCUGCCUUCUAUGAGUGAUGCUGGUCACUAUCAGAGUAAUGUCCAGGGGGGUCUGGCAGUAGAUCUUAGCAGCAUGAAUCAGGCUUAUGAUGGUGGAUACCUUGGCAUGGGAGCACAGUAUGGAUCUUACACAGACUUGCGUUCUCAAGGAGAUUCAGCAGGCCCUUCAUUACCCCUUCGCCGAUAUGGCUCCAUGUCAAAUAUCAAUUCAGACUAUGCCUAUGGUUCUCGUGACCUUACAGGGUCACAGGACUCCAAUCUGGCUCAGUACAGUGCAACCACUGCCAGGGAAAUCAGUCGCAUGUGUGCAGCACUAAACUCAGCGGACCAGUUUGGGAGCCGGUAUGCAAGUAAUCCUGAACUGAUACCAUAUGAAGCUGGAAGGGGUGGAACUUUAGCUAGGCUAAAUCUCCACCAAAGCUUUGCGGCAAUGAGAGCAAACCUAUUGUAUGCCCCAGAUGGAAGACCAACAGCAAAUGGUCAAACCCUAACAAAUCUCAUAAAUGCAAGACAAGCAAGUAUACGCGCCAUGUAUCCUGCAGCUAUGAGAGGAGGUGAUGGCAUGAUAUAUUCCACCAUAAACACUCCCAUAGCCUCUACAUUACCAAUUACCACCCAGCCCUCCUCUGUUAUGCGUCCCAUGCCUAGAGGAAUUUACAGACCAUACCCUACAGGUGUAACUGCUGUACCAUUGGCUAGCCUUACCAGGUUGCCUCAAGUGACUCCCAGAAUGCCUCUGUCCACACAGGGACCAUAUUCCUACCCUCCUCCAAACCAGUACCCCACGCCAGUCACACCAUCAGGAAGUGUGUCUGAUGUAAACCAGGAAACUCCUAUGUACCUUGGAAAGCCUUUAACAACAGUUCCUACACAAACAGCUGCAACCAUUCCACCAACUCAACCUGCAGCACACUUAGGACCACAAAGUGUACCAGCAACUGGUAUGCAAACCACAGCGGAUCAACAAACAGGCCGCACUCAACUUACCUCACAGAGUGUUACAUCCCUUUCCCAUGGCCAACCUCCAAUUGUCCAGGCAGUUCAGGCUCAAAUGCAGCCACAACAGUUACCUGCUCAAACUGAACCUUUAUCUUUGACUCAAACCCAACCACAAGUUCAAUCCAUUAGUCAACCUCAACCACAGGGCCAGCCACAGGUUACACCCCACGGUACUGCCCUAGUACCAAGUUCCAAACUUUCUCCUCCUAUAGAUGGCCAGCAAGGAAAGGAAGAUGAGAGACUGAGUCAGCAACAAGAGCACAUGCUGCAGCUAGAGCGAGAGCGCGUGGAAUUGGAGAAAUUACGGCAGCUGCGCCUGCAUGAGGAGCUUGAGAGAGAUCGUAUGGAGCUUCAGCGACACAGAGAAAAAGAACAACUACUUGUACAGCGUGAGAUUCAGGAACUGCAUACAAUCAAACAACAAGUCCUGCAGCAACAGCAAGCAGAGCGGGAGACGCAGCUCAUUAUGCAAAGAGAACAACUAGCCCAGCAGAGAAUGCAGCUUGAACAAAUUCAAUCUCUGCAGCAUCAGCUUCAGCAGCAGUUGGAGGAGCAAAAAAGGCAAAAGACAGCAGCAGUGGAGGCAGCAGCUGCUGCGGCAGCAGAGGCAGCCGCUGCCUCAGCAGCAGUGGCAGCAGCAGCAACAUCCUCCCAGGGUACUAUACAAGGGGUAGUUGUUGGAGGACAGACCCCUCAAGGGUUCAUUAUUUGUGACCAGAGUGGAAGAGUUAUUCAACAAGAUAGACAGAGUGUUCAGUUUUGGCAGGAUGGGCAAGUGGUCCAAGCCAUGGUGGCUGCUCGACCUAUUCAUAGUUCUGCCUCUGAAAUGUCUUUGAGAAGCAGUGACAAACAGGCUGAUCCCAAGCUUAUGAAAAAGCAGAAUUCCAUGCCUCGGCUGAGGGAUGGCGCAGAGGAGGACUCUGUGAAGCGUAUUACAGACAGCUGUGUGCAAACAGACGAUGAAGAUGGAGAAGACAGAUUCAUGAACAGACGUAGGAGAACAAGGCGUAUUGCAGACUGCAGUGUGCAGACUGAUGAGGAGGAUCAGGGAGAAUGGGAACAGCAGCCAGUAAGGCGCAGGCGAUCACGUGUAUCCAAGCACGCUGAAUCUAGCGGUGAGGCUAAAUCAGAAGGGUCAUCUAAAGUGGCUUCUGCAAGUAUAGCUAUACAGACCACAAAUGAUUCAUCGUGCCAAACAGAGCCCGACCAACUAGGCCGGGUUUCCCCUGCAAUCCACAUUACUAUGGCAGAGACCUCAAAGGUUGACCUAUUACAUUACAUAGCUGCCCCUGAAAGGACACACAAAGGAGAGAGUCUGGCCUGCCAGACAGAACCAGAACCUCAGUCUCACGGUGUGGUUGUCCCUCAGCUGAGUGUCCCUACAACUAUUAGUCCGUACUCCACCAGUCUGCAUAUAGUGGGUGCAAAUACAUCUGACCCAACCUCUCCUAGACUGCAAGGAGUUGCUAAGUUUGAGAGGAGGAAACCAGAUCCACUGGAAAUUGGUUAUCAGCAACAAAAUGAGUCUCCAUCCCGCCAGCCCCCCAAAUCUCCCCAGGUGCUAUACUCCCCUGUAUCUCCAUUGUCUCCUCAUCGCAUGCUGGAGACAACAUUUGCCUCCCAGGAGAAGCUCAACAAAGCCCAUGUUACACCGCAGCAGAAGGCCUUUACUGCGGAGUCACCCCAACGCCACCAGACCCUACCAAGACCCAUAAAAAGUGUGCAGCGGUCGAUGUCGGAUCCCAAGCCUCUCAGCCCCACAUCGGAGGACCCUGCUAAGAACAGGUUCUCCCCAUAUCAUCAGCAAGCUUUGUCCAACAGUCAGCAGAUGGCCUCCCUGCAGCAGCAGCAGAACUCUCUGAUGAGGAAAGUAAAGAGGACUCUCCCCAGCCCCCCUCCAGAGGAGACUCCUCUCCCCAUUGUUACUCCAGCACAAAUGUACAGUUCUCCUGGCAUGCCCCAGAGGGUCCUACCCAGACCCGCCCAGGGAGUCACCAAGGCCGGCCUGCUUAGUGAACUGAAAGCUGUGGAACAAGAGUCGUCAAAGCUCCGUAAGCAGCAGGCUGAACUGGAGGAAGAAGAGAAAGAGAUUGAUGCCAAGCUACGUUACUUGGAGCUAGGCAUCACCCAACGUAAGGAGACCAUGGUGAAGGAGAGGGAGAGGAGAGAGCUGGCCUACCUGAGAUGUAUGGGUGAUGCUCGGGACUACAUGUCAGACAGUGAGCUUAAUAACCUCAGGAUAGCGGCGGCAACAGGAACCUUUGAUGCUAAUGGUCUGCUGGCGAGGCCCAGCACUGCACCACUGAGUCAAUUUACUAACGAUGUCAAUGCAACCUCCCAGUAUCCCUCAACCUCAUCCUACAUGUCUUAUCCAUACCCUCAAAGUCAACCAUCAACACAGCCGCCAUGCUCUGCUUACCAACAGAUAGGUUUCCAACCUCCUCAGUACCCUUCAUCCUCUGCACCCCAGCCAGGAACAUUCCAGCCCCAUCCCCCACCAGGCCCUGGCUACCAGAACCAGGGAACCUAUUCCUCCCGCAUGUAUGGCCAGUCUUCCUACCAGACAGACAUUGGCAUGCAGCAGCAUGGUCACCAGGGUUUCAUUCCACCUGGUCAGCCUAUGCCAGGCCAGAGCCUUCCUUACCCAACCCACAGCUCCUACCAACCUGGUCUCACCUACCAGCCCCAAGCAGAGAUCCUUACAGUCCAUCAAAGACCACGGCAAACAUCCUUGGCUGACCUUGAGCAAAAACUUCCCACCAACUAUGAGGUCAUCAGCAACCCAGCAGUGUCAGUGGCCACAUCAGCUCCAGAUACCAACUUUGGCUCAGUCUACAGCAAUGCAUACGGACAAUACCGCCCCCCUGAGCCUGGACUGACUCAUGGUGUGGAGAGCCCCACAUCUGCUUAUGCUUCAGAUGGACUCUACACCUCUAACUUGGAGCAGAAUAUUCCUCGUAACUACGUCAUGAUUGAUGACAUCAGUGAGUUGACGAAAGAUAAUGCUAACCAACCCACUGACGCUCUAGGCCAUCCUGUAGGAGGGAGAUAUCGCAGUGAGAAUGGCCCUGCACGUGGGAGUGCCUAUGGUAGGCCUGAAGAUGAGCCUGUAGAUGCUUAUGGCAGACCUACGGGCACAGGUUACCAGAGUACAGUGGACAGUCGCACGAGCACCACAGUGAGUGGUGGCUCUUCCUAUUACUACGAUGAUUAUAAACACACAUCACGGAGCAGCUCUAGUAGCCACAAACUCACACCCAAGAAUCUUGCCCCUGCUGUAGUCUCCUCUAAACGUAGUAAGCACAGGAAGCAGGGAAUGGAGCAGAAGAUUUCUAAAUUCUCCCCUAUUGAAGAAGCACGGGAUGUGGAAUCGGACCUCGCCUCUUACACGAUGACAACAUCAACAGGAGGCAGCUGCACAGUUGUGUCCAGAUCCAAGAAGCUUCAGGAUGAUGGAACUUACGGGAUGAAGAAGAAUGCAUAUGACCAGCAGAAAUAUUACGGCACCAGUCGUGAGGGUCUUGAGGAGGAUGACCGCAUGUACAGCUCCGGCAGAUCCAGGUCUACUGGAUAUGGUAUGGACAAGAUUUCCUCCAGAGAUGCUACAGGCCACAGAAGUAAAUCUUACGAGAGGGAUGCCAUGGAGCGGUCUCAGAGAAGCAGCCGCAGUGGAAGGCCUCCCAUGCGCAGCCAGAAUUCAGAAGAGGAGAGCCCACUCAGUCCUGUUGGGAAACCUGUAGGCAUGGGAAGAGGCUCCGGCAUACCGGAUGCCCAUGAUGUGCGGAAUCAGUAUGGCUCCAGCCAUUCGUUGCCAGAUGUGCAAGACCAUCACAAGAAGGACCUGCCCAGGAGUCAUGUCUAUAAACCAGACGACCCUUACCUUGUAGAUGACAUGCACUGUGCUGUUUCUGACAGUGAAGCCUAUCAUUUGGGCCAAGAGGAGACUGAUUGGUUUGAGAAGCCACGGGAGGCCCGUUCUGAUCGCUCAAGACAUCAUGGAACUGGAACUCACUCAUCCACGGGUAGGCGUAAUAAACACACAUACCAUGAUUAUGAUGAACCUCCAGAGGAAUACGGUCCACAAGAUGAGUACAACCAACAACGCCACGCCGCCUCCACAUCAUCACGGGACCACCGUCACCACGGCAGCAGCUCUGGCAGACACAGCUCUUCACGCCACUCCUCAGAGGAUCCCAGGUCCUCCCGUUCUUCUAGGACACACCCCAAAGACACACCUGCCCGCUCUGAAGGUAGAAGCUCAUCAACUGCACAAAGAAGGAGCGUCCCAGACUCCCGUUCUGCCCAGGGAAGUCCCCGGAACUCAGGUGACUUCUCUCGAGACUCACCCCCUGCUCAUCACCACGGCACUGGAGGACGGAGCCAAAGACCUCAAGGAGAUCGCACAUCCUCCAGAAGGCAAGAGCCCUCUGCAGCAGGGCCUAAACCACAACCGCAGCAGCAACAACAACCGCAGCAGCAGCAUCAGCAGCAGCAGCAACAACAACAGCAACAGCAGCCUGCACAGAGCCAUGCUGGGCAGCAGCGGCCAGGUGGUCAGGGUCAGUCUGGGAGACAUCCAGGGUCUGAACCACUUGAUGGUACCCAGCAGGCCCAGCAGCAGCAACAUCACCAGAGUGCACCACAACAGCAGCAGCAGCAGCAGCAACCACUGCCGCACAGCCAGCCCCCUCAGAGCAGCCAGCCUACACCAACCACCGCAGGAGGACCGGCACAGCAGCAGCAGCAGCUCAGAUCAGGCCAAACCCCACCACCAGGACGUCAGGCAGGAGUAGGGUCUGCAGCAGGGCAGCCGGCUACCACAGCUGCAAAAGUAGAUACUCCACCUCCAGCAGCAGCCACAGGAAUGAAACCUACAACAGGAAUCCCGACAGGAGCUCAGCCUCCCAAAGUAGCUACACCGCCUCUAACAGGCAUCGGCUCCAAGGCCGCCCCUGUUGGGAUUGGUAGCAAACCUGGAGGUAUAGGCAGCGCUGCAGCGGGACAGCCACCUGCGGAGGGGGACAAUGUUCUCACCAAAAUCCUGCAAGGAGGGGCUGCAGAGCAAGCGGGAAAACUGGGAGAUGCUUUAGGCAGCCUUGGGAAGAAGUUCACUUCAUUCUGGUGAACAAAAGAGAAGGGCUAUGCAGAGUUGAAAUGAGACGGAUUGGUAGCUUUGACUUGAAAAACCUAUGAAACUGCAUUAAAUACAUUUCACAUUACAGAGGAAAUAGAGGGAGCGAGAUCCUGAGUGCAUCAAGCUGGAAUCAAAGGAUGCCUUGUCAGCACUGAAUUCCCCAGAUAUGGGCACACGAUUGAAGUGAAUUAAAUAAGGGUGAGCGCUUCGUCAGCACGGUGUUACAAGACAUGAGCAGAGGACUGAGGAGGCCUGAAAGUGAGCGGAUGCCUUGACAGAACUGCAGUCCCAGACUGAUUGUAGAGACGUGGAUGCCUCAUUGGACCAAUGGAGGACAACAACGGUCAAUAAUGAGGAUGCGGUGAAGUGGAGGAGAGAGGGGGAAGGGGGAUCAUGAGUCCUGUUUCCUCUCCUCUCCUGCAGAAAACCUCCUGGGAUCUGUGUGACAGUAAAAGGCCCGCUAACUAAGGCACCUGGAUAUCAUGGGAGAAAUUCAGUGUCUUCAAACAGCUCAAUAAAGAAAGCAUCACAGCGCCCUCUACAGGGAUUUUAAUGGAAUACCACCCGUGUCUGAGGACUUCACAUCUGGCAAGGAUGUUUGAUUCUGCGUUGAUGUCUUCAUUUUUUUUUUUCAUGCAAAACACACACACAAAAAAAAAAAAGAAGAAAGAAGAUUUUCAUAGGUUUUCCUGGUACCAAAGAGACCGAUCUUAACCCAAAAUGACAACACUUACCUGGAGUAGACGAGAUGUAUCACGGCAAUGACAACCAACCCGACGACUUCACCACAAUCCUCGAAUGCUUGGUUUCUCUAAUCUCUACAGUACAUUCCAGUAUAGGGAAUUUGACCCUUUCUUUGAAUGUGUUUUUAUUUCUCCUCCUUUUGUUUCGAUGUCUACAGAAUGCAUUGUGUAAACGUGGACAUGAGAACACACGCACAAAUGUUUCAAAAACUGGAAAAAAAAAAGAAAAAAACAAAAAAAAGGAAGCCCAUAUCAAUACUUUUUCACCACCUAUGAGAUGCCACUAGUCAUUAGCUGUAGGUUUUUAGGGAAGGGAAUUACUACCAGUGUGCCCACAAGUGUGAGAUUCACACAGAUGAGAGGACCAAAUGAAAGAGUGGCCACGGCUCUUUAUUAGCCAUCGCAAAGCCAUCGUUAUAGUCAGUCCCAGAGCUGGCUAUAACGCUCUGGGGCUGACUAUAAAAAAGGAUAAAGUCCCCUCUGUGAUUUUAUCCUUUCUCUUGAUUUGUCUCAUCUUUUAGUUUCUUUUCAUUUUUGCCUGAUAUUCACUGAAUGGAAGAGCCUUAUUCAGUACAUGUUUUUACUUGUAUACCUCACGUUUUAAAACGUCCAUGUCAUCAUGCAUUUCUUUUUACACAACUGUAUACUAUUGUAUGUACAUAAAACAAAUCAGAGAUCUAAUUAUGUAAAUUUAUCAUUUGUGUAUUUAUGGAAUCACUCUCCAGUGACUUUAUUUUAUUUUUUUUUGUUGUUGUUGUUCUGUGUUUUUCUUUGGUAAAACUUUAUAUUUUUCACUUUUUAUUUGUUUGAAUCUGUUUUCUUGCAUCAAAUAAUUUGCUUGUUGAUUUUUAAAAGCAAUAGCAUGCAGAAAAUGGUAUAUAGCACAAUCGUAUAAAUGUUGUUUCAGUUAGUGACGGGAAAUAUCAAACACAUCUGUCGAUAAAUAGCCGUAAUACAAUUUGUCAGAGGGUUUACAACAACAGUACCGUGUCCAGAUGUGCAUGUUACGUGCAGAUGCAUAAGAGCAUGCAGACAGGUACGGACACACUCACACAGACACUCUCUCUCUCUCUCUCUGUCUCAUGCAAACACACAAACACACACACACACACACACACUAUAUAUAUAUAUAUACACUUUGCAUCCUAGUUACACAUCAGAGCCAAGGUUAAUUGUGUUCUCCACAGGAUAUACCUGUUAACCUCCUGCUGAUUAAUGAGGUUAUUAUCACCUACACCUACAAGAUGAUCUCACUAACAAGCUGGGCCCACUGCCUCUAUUUGUGCAAAGACACAGAGAUACAUAAACACAGACACACACACACACACACACACACACGUGCAUACAGAUAUAGAUAUAGGAGAGGAUGAAAGCAAUUAUCAAUUCAAAUGUUCUAUGCAAUGACUCAUUUUGAACCUGGAAGUGAUUCAGCCUAAAACAGUUUAUUAUCAUCACUGUAUUCACAAGAAAACAACAAAAUUAUGAGCUAAAAUAGAAAAAAAAAAGAAAAAAAAAACAGUCCUGAAAAUGUUUUUACUUAGCAAGUUGUCUGUAUGAAUUUGAAUAUUGAAUAUUGAACUAGAAUUGUUUUUAUUUUCGUGGCAUGUUUUGACCCCUCACUCCCCACACGGGGGACUUGUUGCCAAAGGGUAAACUGUGUAGACUGUCAGUUUUGAAUGUCCACCAUCAUGUUGCUUUGAAGCAUGGGUUUGCUUGGCUUUGUCUGGCUGUUUGUAAGCCCUCAUUCAGUUUUUGUGCGUUUUGGCUGACCUGGGCUCCUCAGUGUUUGGCUUGCAGUGACUGUCUGUGCUGCUAUAAACCUGUGAUACAGAUGGUCAGCACUUCUCAUUAAUACUUGUCAGUGUACAUAUUGGGUGUCAGUAUAACCUGUGGGGUGAAUGGAAUGCUUCUAUCGGAUAUUUCAUUGUUGAUUAAACCACUCAGCAGCCAAGCCAUUGGAAAGGUGCAUGAUUAGAUCUUUUAUUCUUGGAAGUUAUACCUGAAUU
Molecule: messenger RNA, 14725 nt
Organism: Larimichthys crocea (large yellow croaker)
Lineage: Eukaryota; Metazoa; Chordata; Actinopteri; Sciaenidae
Gene: bsnb
Product: bassoon (presynaptic cytomatrix protein) b
Exons: 13
Coding region: 166-11967 (3933 amino acids)
Biological process (GO): protein localization to synapse; presynaptic active zone assembly
Cellular component (GO): glutamatergic synapse; cytoskeleton of presynaptic active zone; axon
Molecular function (GO): structural constituent of presynaptic active zone; metal ion binding
Source: RefSeq, a predicted model, not a curated record